AACAAUAUGAAAUAGUGGUUGCUCUUGAAUUAUUGAGUUAUCUUAAUUAAAGCCGACUUUGGACUUUUGGGCAGAAACGAAUAAUGGUUUUAUCGACCGUUGUCAAGCCGCGAGAGCUCUUUUAUUAAAAGAUGUAUCUUGGUUACAAAUAUGUAAUCAGUGACCAGUGUAUGUUUUCAUCCUAGUGCUACCUACCUAAUCGUUAUACCGUUAUAUACGUGCUUGAUAUUACAGAUAUGUGCUUAUAAAAUUCUUGUGUUUUUAAAUUUUUCGUGUGUUAAUGUGCUAUUUUAAUUAACAAGUUUUACGAUUUGUAAAGUGAGGUUACAAUAUCCAUAUAUAGGCACAAGUAAAUUAGGUAUUCAUAUCAAUAUAUACUUUCGGCUAUUAUUGGAAAAGCGUAUGGAGUGUAGAGUUUCCAUCAUGUCUCAGUUAGGACUGUACGUGUUAUUGCUAGUUAUUGACAAUCUGUUACACGGUACCACCGCAACUUUCCUAUCAAAACUUUACCCAAGAAUUAAACAGAUUCCUUUCGAAGUUGGAGACGAUCCUGGCGUUCCACUGUUUUUAACGCCUUUAAUAGAAGCUGGAAAAAUUGAUGACGCCAAGAUGGCCGCUGAGGUAUACUUCAGUGGAUUUCUGAAUAAAAGGAGUUUCGCUGGGUAUUUUACCGUCGAUAAGACCUUUAACUCCAAUUUGUUUUUCUGGUAUUUUCCUUGCGAAACAGAUGAUAAAAACGCGCCGCUUCUCUUGUGGCUUCAAGGCGGACCUGGCGCAUCAAGUUUAUUGGGUCUUUUCAUCGAGAAUGGUCCAUUUUCGGUAAGAUUUGAACAUGGCUUGAAUGAAAGAAACUACUCAUGGACCAAAACGCAUUCUGUCAUUUACAUUGAUAAUCCGGUGGGUUCAGGUUACAGUUUCACAGAAGGUGGAUAUGCUCAAAAUCAGACAAAAGUCGGAGAAGAUAUAUACAGCGCUCUGCAACAAUUCUUCACAGUUUUUACUGAAGUUCAACCUAACGAUUUUUAUAUCACAGGCGAGUCUUAUGCGGGAAAGUACAUACCAGCAGUUGCAUAUACUAUAUACAAAAAUAAUCCGAACGCUAAGUUAAAAAUCAAUCUUAAAGGUUUAGCGAUAGGGAACGGAUUUUGCGAUCCCAUAAAUCAAUUAGAAUACGGAGAAUAUCUGUACCAACUCGGUCUAUACGACGAUAUCACUAGAGACCAAGUAAAAACGUUAGAACAGCAAGGGAUUAAACUUAUCCAAAAUAAACAGUACGAGGAAGCGGCACGUUUCUUUGAUACCCUUAUGGACGGAGAUUUUUCGAAUACCACCCUAUUCAAGAACGCUACGGGAUUCAACAAUUACUUUAACUAUUUGUACCCCAUCGAUCCUUUAGAAAGCGGUAGGAAUCUUACGGGAACAUACAUUCAGAGGGAUGAUGUCAGAGCCGCUAUCCAUGUGGGAAAUGCUAUUUUCCACGACGACGACAAUGUGGAGAAAAACCUUUUGCCUGAUCUCAUGCAAAGUGUGGCUCCGUGGAUAUCUGAACUACUAAACAACUACAGAAUUCUAUUUUACAACGGACAGUUGGAUAUUAUAGUGGCAUAUCCGCUCACUUUGAAUUUUCUUAAUAAUCUUGAUUUUAAUGCUGCUAAGGAAUAUCAAACAGCAUCUAGGUACCAAUGGACUGUUGAUCAAGAAAUAGCUGGUUACGUAAAGCAGGCAGGUAAUUUAACAGAAAUAUUAGUAAGAGCUGCGGGGCAUAUGGUACCUGCUGACCAGCCUCAAUGGGCUUUUGAUAUGAUCACGAGAUUUACUAGGAAUAAACCUUUCCACUAAUUGUUGUAAGUUUGUAUUUGUAUCUAUUAUUAAAUUAAGUUUAAAUUUUAUACGAGACAAAUGUAUCAAUUGCAAUCAAAUAAAUUAAGUUAAUAUU
This is a messenger RNA of Sitophilus oryzae (rice weevil), 1936 nucleotides long. RefSeq names its product venom serine carboxypeptidase-like. The transcript is spliced from 5 exons. Gene Ontology annotation, molecular function: serine-type carboxypeptidase activity. The coding region runs from base 403 to 1839 and encodes 478 amino acids. Gene Ontology annotation, biological process: proteolysis. The record is from RefSeq and is a predicted model, not a curated record. Lineage: Eukaryota; Metazoa; Arthropoda; Insecta; Coleoptera; Curculionidae.